UCAGACCAUCAGAGCUACGGCAGCGGAAACCAGCAUCUAUCAACCGAUCGAUCGACCAUGGCCGAGGCGGCUGCUGAGAAGCUGGUCUGCGUGACCGGAGCUGGAGGCUUCAUCGGGUCAUGGCUGGUCAAGGAGCUGCUCCAACGCGGCUACGUUGUGAGGGGCACCGCGAGGCACCCUGAGGACCCCAAGAAUGCCCAUCUGCUGGCACUGGACGGAGCUCAAGAACGGCUGUCUCUGUACCAUGCUGACGUGCUGGACUACAUGUCGCUUCGUCGCGCGUUCAGCUUGUGUGAUGGCGUCUUCCAUGUCGCCUCCCCGGUAUCGAAUGAUCCGGACCUUGUGCCGGUUGCUAUUGAGGGAACAAAGAACGUUCUGAACGCUGCAGCAGACAUGGGGGUGCAACGUGUGGUCUUCACCUCAUCCUACGGGGCUGUCCACAUGAACCCUAACAGGGACCCUGAUCGGACAGUGGACGAGAGUUGUUGGAGUGACCUUGAAUUCUGCAAGCAAACACAGAACUGGUAUUGCUAUGCAAAGAUGGUUGCUGAGAAGACUGCAAUGGAAGAGGCAUCAAAGAGAGGGAUACAACUACUAAUAGUUGUCCCACCAGGGACAAUAGGUAGAAUGCUCCAACCAACAUUGAACUUAAGUUUAUCCAUAGUGGCCACCUACAUGAAGGGCACAAAGAAGGCAUACUCAAACGCGGUUGGUGCAUAUGUUGAUGUGCGAGAUGUCGCCCUUGCCCAUAUUUUGGUGUAUGAAGAUGUGAGCACCCAUGGUCGGUACCUCUGCAUAGGUCACAUGCUACACCAAUCGGAGUUUCUUCAAAUGAUGAGAGAUCUCUUCCCACAAUACCCGAUCACCACCAAAUGCAAGGAUGAAAACAAGCCACUGAUCAAGCCUUACAAGUUCUCCACACAACGACUCAAUGCUCUGGGUAUGAAGUUCACUACUUUGAAAGAGAGUUUAUACAACACAGUGGUUAGCCUACAAGAGAAUGGUCAUAUCCCAGUACUGCUACAUAAGUCGUCUCUAUGAGGAAUAAGGAUAUAAAAAGAUGGAUUUCCACAAGAUGGUGUCAAUGCCUUAGUUGGUAAAGUUGGACUUUGUAUGAACAUGAAAAGAUGAUUCUUAAAGUGAAUAACCACUCAAAUUGUCCAAUGAAUAAAAUAAUUCAAAGUUGAAGUUAUUGUUCAAUAUAUUUUUUGUAAGCAAUUUGUGUUCAUAUAUUCCUUGUUUUUCG
Molecule: messenger RNA, 1246 nt
Organism: Zea mays
Lineage: Eukaryota; Viridiplantae; Streptophyta; Magnoliopsida; Poales; Poaceae
Product: cinnamoyl-CoA reductase 1
Exons: 5
Coding region: 58-1041 (327 amino acids)
Molecular function (GO): oxidoreductase activity, acting on the CH-OH group of donors, NAD or NADP as acceptor
Source: RefSeq, a predicted model, not a curated record